Messenger RNA from Cladocopium goreaui, 586 nucleotides. NCBI's taxonomy places the organism in Eukaryota, Dinophyceae, Suessiales, Symbiodiniaceae. The record is from the annotation of a GenBank genome assembly.
CACUGGUUUGCCCAAGCCGCCCCUGUGCGUUCACUUCGCCUUCUUGUGCUGGUGAUGGCAGCUCCUGCUGCUGCCCUGGAAGAGGAAUUGGCCGCCAUGGAGGCUGCAGACGCUGCUGAUCUUGCAGCUGCACCUGCUGCCGAAGCAGCUCAUCCGGAGCUCCUGCUGCCGAAGCAGCCCACCCUGCUGUGGCAGAAGCUGCCCGACUACAAUGAAGCGGAGCAUGGAGAUGAUGGGCCAGGGCCAGAUGAGCUGGUUGUGGAAGGGAGUGUGGUGCAUCAAUCUGAAACUGGCCUUGUCCCUGCAGCCCAAGCUGCCCAAUCUGCUGCUCUCCAGCGCCAGCGAAUGGAUAUCGCAGAGAGCGUGAGGCAAGCUGUUGGCAGCACCUUUGGCUUGCGAAUGGAAGGUCUGCUGCUGGGCCAGGAAGAAAUCAAGCACCAUGCUGUGGCUCGCAUCCAUGCCCCUGCAAUUUUCAAUGAAGUCUACGACACGUCCAAAGAUUUCGCAUGGGCAACGUUCGGAUUUAACACCAUGGUGUUGAGUUUCUUCCCUGGUGCUGACAAGAACAAUAUGUCCAUGUCCGUCG